Portunus trituberculatus (swimming crab) is the source of this 1120-nucleotide messenger RNA. RefSeq names its product UPF0545 protein C22orf39 homolog. The coding region runs from base 282 to 722 and encodes 146 amino acids. The record is from RefSeq and is a predicted model, not a curated record. Lineage: Eukaryota; Metazoa; Arthropoda; Malacostraca; Decapoda; Portunidae. The transcript has 6 exons.
AGUAAUAGUUGUUAUGGUUCUGUUGGAAAGAUAAAUACACUGAUACAGACACCCGGCAAGAGAGCGGUGGAAAGACGGAUAAGUACAGCUACUGCACAUUUAUAUAGAGUGCGGGAGAAGCGCUCUGACUGACUCCCGCGCUCCCACUCUCUGCCUGUUGUCCUCAGUGUGAAGCUAGCCCUCACAGCGUAAAUAAAUACAAAUAUGACUGAAAAGGACAACAGAAAGCAUUGACCUUACCAAGUGAUCAAAAUUUGAAAAGGUCAUAAGAAGAAGCAGAAAUGGAUACAGAAGCCAAUGUAGAUGAUCUGAAGUCUUUACCCAGCUUUUCUUGGCUGGUGAGGCCUUGUGAACAUUAUAAGGAGGAGUAUAGUGACUGCACAAGCAUUAAGGCUAAAUUUCACCAGUACUUCAUUCAUGGUGAAACCCGGGACUGCUCACAGUGGAAAGUGGACUACAACCAGUGCCUCAAAUUCAGAGAUCAGAAAGAUAUGGCAGCCUUGUCAUCUGUGAUUGAGAGUGAAAAAGAGCGGCGCCAGGAACGUCUAAGGGGUCAUUACAAUAAUGAUGUGUGGGAGCGUAGGGAAGCUCCUCCUGAAGAUUGGAAUAAGCCUCUGCCUGAGUAUCUCCAGAAAGACAAUCAGACUUCAUACCUAGCACUAAAACUCCAAGAAGCCAAGGAAGGAAAAGAAGAUUCUCCAUCUUUAUGUACAAUUUCAUAAGUUAUAUAUAUAUAUAUAUAUAUAUAUAUAUAUAUAUAUAUAUAUAUAUAUAUAUAUAUAUAUAUAUAUAUACAUAUAUAUACAGUGGAGACUCAAUACUCGAAUGUCUAAAUACUCAAACUUUUCAAUACGCGAAAGCAAAAGUUUUAUUAGUACUAAAAAAAAAAAAAACUUGAUAUUGGAACUUCCACACAUGUGGUUGUAAACCUAGCCAGUUGUGACUUGUGCUGCCACAGUCAUCAGAAUAACAUUCAUCUGCAUUCUAUCUGUAGUUUUUCAUUUAUAAACUUACAUUAACACCAAAGGCUUAUUAGUGGUGAAAGUAUCUGGUAAUGAAACGGCUGCACAUUUGGUCUUAUACAAAGCUCUGUCAUCUCCCUUCUUGCAGCUGCCACUGU